Alosa sapidissima (American shad) is the source of this 2579-nucleotide messenger RNA. RefSeq names its product UDP-glucuronosyltransferase 2C1-like. The record is from RefSeq and is a predicted model, not a curated record. Bases 244 to 1839 code for a protein of 531 amino acids. The transcript is spliced from 2 exons. Lineage: Eukaryota; Metazoa; Chordata; Actinopteri; Clupeiformes; Clupeidae. Gene Ontology annotation, molecular function: UDP-glycosyltransferase activity.
AUAAUAACCACAGAAACUUUUUUGUGCACUUUGGCCAACUAGGAGGCAGGGGUAAAAAUGACACUUCUGUCUAGUUUGACCCUGAUAUACAUGUCAUUGUCAUGAACUCUGUUCACCUUUACAGAUAAAGCUGCCGAUCUGGUGAACCUUGCCCUUGUAGAAACAUACAUAACAAGAGCAUUUGGACAGAGCGGACAGAGUUCGGAUUGUGUGUUGAAUUUGUUUCAGGACGCAAAAAUCAGGAUGGUCUGGACAAGUGUGGCAGCCCUUAUUCCACUGAUACUCUGUGGAUUAUGUAUUCUGCCUGGAGAAUGCCACCCCAAGAGCAACAUUCUUGUGGUUCCUGUUGAUGGCAGCCACUGGGUGAACAUGGUGGUGAUUCUGAAAGAGCUUCACUCCCGAGGUCACAACCUGACGGUCAUACGCUCGCAGAAAAGCUGGUACAUCCCGGAGAAGUCCCCCAUCUACACCUCCAUCUCAGUGAAGUCUCUGGUGGAUGAGUUUGACCUGAGCUUCUAUGAUAGAAUGCUACGGCGCCACCUAGAGUACCGGAAGUCCAGCCGUCUCCUGCGCACCAUCUACAUUCAAGCAGACAUGGGUAGAAUGAUGAUUGAUGGGCACGACACUCUCACGAGAUCCGUCAAGCUCAUGUUUGAGGAUCACGCCUUUAUGGCCAAGAUGAGGGAUACCAAAUUUGACCUGAUGCUCACAGAUCCUGGCCUGCCUAUGGGUGUCUUUCUCGCCCGGCGCCUCAACCUUCCGACGGUCUUCAACGUGCGCUGGAUAAACAUGGGAGACAGCCACUUCACCUUUGCUCCCUCCCCGCUGUCCUACGUCCCCAUCACAGGCUCCGAGCUGAGCGACAAAAUGGACUUCUUCGAGCGGACCCUGAACAUGUUGGUGCACAUCAGCCAGUCGUUGCAGUAUUAUUUCAUCAUGGAGCCGUCUUACCGCGAGCUGUUUGAUACCUACUUCCCGCCGGGAACAGACCUGUUGUCCAUUGAGCUCGCAGCAGACUUGUGGCUUGUCAGGGCGGACUUUGUCUUUGAGUUCCCCCGGCCCACUAUGCCUAACGUGGUCUAUAUCGGUGGGUUCCAGUGUCGCCCAGCAAAGCCUUUGCCUGAGGACUUGGAGGCCUUCAUGCAGAGCUCCGGAGAGCACGGGGUCGUGAUCAUGUCUCUGGGAACCCUAAUUGCAGCACUCCCCAAAGAAGUGACGGAGGCAAUUGCGGCAGUUUUUGCCCAGCUCCCUCAAAAGUUUGUGUGGAGGUACAUAGGGGAGCGGCCGACCACUCUGGGCAACAACACUCUGCUGGUGGACUGGUUCCCCCAGAACGACCUCCUGGGUCACCCCAAGACACGGGCGUUCGUGGCUCACGGAGGCACUAACGGAAUGUACGAGGCCAUCUACCACGGUAUACCCGUUGUGGGGCUGCCGCUGCUCUUCGAUCAGUUCGACAACGUCCUUCGGCUACAGGUGCGAGGGGCGGCACGAGUCUUAGAGGCCACGUCACUGACCCCUGCCGAAUUCAAGGAGGCGUUGCAGGACGUCCUGGAGAACCCUUCCUAUCAGGAGGCAAUGCAGAGGCUGUCGCGCCUGCAUAGGGAUCGCCCGAUAGAGCCACUCGAUAGUGCCACCUUCUGGAUCGAAUAUGUCUUGCGGAACAAGGGAGCAGGGCAUUUGCGCUCAGAGGGCUACCACCUUCCCUGGUACGUCUAUCACAGUGUGGAUGUCAUUCUGCUGCUUCUGGCUUUGUUGUGCCUCAGUGUUUGGGUGUUCAUCACUGUCUGCAGGUUUAUGUUGCGCUUGGUUUGCAAAAGAAAGACCAAGGUUGAGUGACAAACGAAAGGCACUGCAGAAUGUUUUGAAUUUUCUGAAUUAUACUGUAUAUUCAAAAUGCAACGUUUGAAAAUGUAAACAGAAAAUACGCGAGAAGUAUUACACUGAUUACUCAUUAUUUGUGCAAAUUAUGCAUGGUUCUCACUUUCAGUGUGGAAGACAUCAAUUUAAUGGAACAUCUGAAAUCGGGUAUAAAUGAGUGCCUUUCAUGUAUUUAAACCGGAACAGAUAGUUGUUAACGACAUGGUGGACAUUUUAGCUUAAAUUGUCUCCUGAAUAAUGAAAUAUACUCUGAAUGCAAUUGAAGUAAACCAACCUCUCAACUUCUCCGAAACAAACUGAUCUAAAGUUGUUCUCAACCGGUACCAUGCCUGUUACUUUACAUUGUGAAUGAAGUCAAAUGAAGUUUGACCUACUUAUUAAAUAGGCCUGUCAUAACAAUAGUGUGCCUAAUACUAAUAUCAUUGUAACAAAAUAGUCUUGAACCCUGUUAGCAAGUCUGUGUUUUGUCCCCCUGUCUACCAGUUAAAGGAAAUACACCAUGCAAUACCACACACACACACACACACACACACACACACACUGACCUAUAAAGGCUUGCCCUCUGUUGUUUAACACCACAUACUCUCAACCAUAACACUGAUAGAACAAUAAUGCAUGAUAUCUCACUGUUAUGUGGUAGUUUGAUCUGUGGUUUACUACACUGAAUACUAUUAAAACUAUGCUGAAUGUUGCAAUUA